This is a messenger RNA of Melanotaenia boesemani (Boeseman's rainbowfish), 1545 nucleotides long. Its product is annotated as zinc finger protein 665-like. NCBI's taxonomy places the organism in Eukaryota, Metazoa, Chordata, Actinopteri, Atheriniformes, Melanotaeniidae. Gene Ontology annotation, molecular function: DNA-binding transcription factor activity, RNA polymerase II-specific; RNA polymerase II cis-regulatory region sequence-specific DNA binding. Gene Ontology annotation, biological process: regulation of transcription by RNA polymerase II. The transcript has 2 exons. The coding region runs from base 47 to 1333 and encodes 428 amino acids. The record is from RefSeq and is a predicted model, not a curated record.
CUACAGACGGAGCGGACAGCUGCUGGACCUUCAGACAAGAACCAGAAUGGAGGAGCAGAACCAGGACCAGAACCCCACGAAGAGGAACAAAGCGGGAUCAUCCUCUGAUACCACCGGUCGGCAGAAACAUGGAGGCCAAAGGAGAACCAAACAUCAAGGUGGUCUAGGCUGUAAGAAAGUCUUCACUGGUGCAUCACGACCAAAGAGAUGUCGGAGGAUUCACACUGGAGAGAAACCAUACACCUGUGAUCAGUGUGGAGCAGCUUUCAGUUAUCCAAGUCAUUUAAAAAGUCACCAUCGCAUUCACACUGAAGAGAAACCAUACAGCUGUGAUCAGUGUGGAGCAGCUUUUAGUCAACAAACUCAUUUAAAAAGUCACCAACGUAUUCACACUGGAGAGAAACCUUACAAGUGUGAUCAGUGUGGAGCAGCCUUCAGUCGAUCGGGUCAUUUAGAAAUUCACCGACGUAUUCACACUGGAGAGAAACCAUACAGUUGUGAUCAGUGUGGAGCAGCUUUUAGUCAACAAACUCAUUUAAAAAGUCACCAACGUAUUCACACUGGAGAGAAACCUUACAAGUGUGAUCAGUGUGGAGCAGCCUUCAGUCGAUCAGGUCAUUUAGAAAUUCACCGACGUAUUCACACUGGAGAGAAACCAUAUAGGUGCAAUGAGUGUGGGGCUGGUUUCACAGACUCUGGUUCUUUAAAAUGUCACCAACAUAUUCACACUGGAGAGAAACCAUAUAGGUGUGAUCAGUGUGGGACAGCUUUUAGUCUGUCAGGUCAUUUAAAAAUUCACCGACGUAUUCACACUGGAGAGAAACCAUAUAGGUGCAAUGAGUGUGGGGCAGCCUUCACUGUAUCUAGUGCUUUGAAAAGUCACCAGCAUCUUCAUACUGGAGAGAAACCAUAUAGGUGCAAUGAGUGUGGGGCAGCUUUCACUGUAUCUAGUGCUUUAAAAAGUCACAAACGUAUUCACACUGGAGAGAAGCCGUACAAGUGUGAUCAGUGUGAGUUAGCUUUCAGACAAUCAGGUCAUUUACAAAUACACCAACGUAUUCACACUGGAGAGAAACCAUAUAGGUGCAAUGAGUGUGUGGCAGCUUUCACUACAUCCAGCGCUUUGAAAAUUCAUCAACGUAUUCACACUGGAGAGAAACCAUAUGUGUGCAAUGAGUGUGGGGUUGCUUUCACUGAAUCUGGUACUUUGAAACGUCACCAACGUAUUCACACUGGAGAGAAACCAUACAGGUGUGAUCAGUGUGGAGCAGCUUUCAGUCGAUCAGGUCAUUUAAAAAAGCACCAACGCAUUCACACUGGGGAGAAACCUUAAAUGUGCCAGGAGGGUGGGGCAUCUUUCAGUUAUUCAGGCAAUUUCGAAAAACACUGCUUUGUUUCAACUGUCAGGUGACGGUCACAACAUGUUUCAUUCUACGAGUUUGAAAUAAAUAGUACUGUAUGUUCUACUCUAUUUUAGAUGCUAAUGCUAGAUGCGGUGCCUUUUUAUUUUUUAUUUUAUAUAUAUGUAAACUGUGUACUUUUUUA